AUAGAGUCGCAUACUUACACGUGUCGUUGAUUCGUGACUUUGUCCCUUGAUUCUUUUCCGGUUGAAGAAGAAUAAGCGCAAGAUGGGUAAGGUUAAGUGUACUGAAUUGCGGACGAAGGAUAAGAAAGAGUUGUUGAAGCAGCUGGAGGAGCUCAAAAUGGAGCUGACAAAUCUUCGUGUCGCCAAGGUCACCGGGGGAGCUGCUUCCAAGCUUUCGAAGAUCCGUGUAGUGAGGAAGGCAAUAGCUAGGGUCUACAUAAUCAUGCACCAAAAGCAAAAGGAGAACUUGCGUCUGUUGUAUAAGAACAAAAAGUACAAGCCUCUGGAUUUGAGGCCAAAGAAAACAAGAGCCCUAAGAAGGGCUCUAACACCUUACCAGGCCAGCAGAAAGACACUGAAAGAGAUUCGCAAACGAUCUGCUUUCCCUCCAAGGAAAUACGCUCUGAAAGUGUAAUCUACAAUUAAUAAGGGACAAAAUAAAAAUUUUUUUUAAACUUA
This is a messenger RNA of Colletes gigas, 498 nucleotides long. It is a transcript of the gene RpL35, whose product is annotated as 60S ribosomal protein L35. Gene Ontology annotation, cellular component: ribosome; cytosolic large ribosomal subunit. Lineage: Eukaryota; Metazoa; Arthropoda; Insecta; Hymenoptera; Colletidae. The record is from RefSeq and is a predicted model, not a curated record. The transcript is spliced from 3 exons. The coding region runs from base 83 to 454 and encodes 123 amino acids. Gene Ontology annotation, molecular function: structural constituent of ribosome; mRNA binding. Gene Ontology annotation, biological process: maturation of LSU-rRNA from tricistronic rRNA transcript (SSU-rRNA, 5.8S rRNA, LSU-rRNA); translation.